CUUAACCAUUCAGAGGCAAAUCUCUUAACCAUUCAGACAUCUGAACCAUUAAGAGGCUGAAACAAACAGUCUGAACCAUUAAGUGCUGAACCAUUUAGACAUCUGAACCAUUAAGAGGCUGAAAAAAACAACCCCUUAGUUUGUAAAACGUGAGACUUAUUAUCAGAGAGAACCAAAAAGGCAUGUAAUUAAUAAGGGCCACCGGGAAAACAAGAAGAAGAUAUGAAGCCAUAAAUGAGGGGGGGCAGAAGACAGAAAUGGAGAUUCUUGGGGUUUGAAUUGUGGGAGACUAAAGCUAGCUAGGGUUUUGUUCUCUUUAACGUCAAAGCCUUUGCUUUACUGUUGGAGCCAAGAUUUCAAAUUUCAAAAACCCAAAUGCAUCUCUCACUAUGGAAACCACUGUCCCACUGCGCCGCCAUGAUCUUUGGCCGGAAAGGAGGAAGAGGAGAGGAGUCCGGCGCAACCAGACCGACCCCUUCUUCCAUCCUGAUACGACUGCAGGAGCUGAAACUCGGGGAAGCCCUGGAAGACGCCUCGGAGAAGGGGUCACUGGAAACCAAAGAUGAUGAAGAUGAAGUGGGCUUGGGCAGUUCAAUGUCUCUGGCCAGGCUAAAUGCCCAGAAGGAAUUCUUGAAGGCCACUGCCCUAGCCGCUGACCGGGCAUUCCACACCCAAGAAUCCAUCCCCGAUUACCAAGAAUCCUUCCUCAAGUUCCUAAUCAUGUACCCAAAGUUCCAAUCUUCAGAAAAGAUCAUCCAUCAGCUGAGACUGAACGAUUACAGUCACCUCUCCGACCCGGAAUCUAAGGUAUGCCUUGACUAUUGCGGCUUUGGGUUGUUCUCCCACCACCAAACCCUCCAUUCUUGGAACACAUCUGGGUUUACCUUAAAACACAUAACCGCAAACCUCAGCAAUCAAGCCCUGCACGGCGGCGCGGAGGAGGGAACCAUGGAACACGACAUAAAGGUUAGGAUCAUGGAUUACUUGCACAUUCCCGAGAGUGAAUACGCCCUGGUUUUCACUGUCAGCAGAGGCUCUGCUUUCAAACUGGUCGGGGAGUUUUACCCUUUCGACAGGAACAGGAAUCUGUUGACCAUGUUUGACCACGAGAGCCAAUCUGUGAAUUGGAUGGCCCAAUGUGCCAAACAGAAGGGCGCUAAGGUUUCUAAGGCCUGGUUUAGGUGGCCGUCUCUGAACCCUUGUUCGGAGGAACUGAGGAAGGAGAUUUCGAAGAGGAAGAAGAAGAAGAAGAGGGCUUCUGCGGUUGGGCUUUUCGCGUUUCCGGUCCAGUCCCGGGUCACGGGGGCCACGCCCGAUUUCAUUAUCACGUCCUUCUACAAGGUCUUCGGCUCCGAUCCCACCGGCUUCGGCUGCCUCCUGAUCAAGAAAUCGGCGAUGGCGACCCUCCAGACCCAGCCCGGUCGGACCGGGGCCGACAUGGUCCGGAUCAUGCCCGAGCUCCCUCAGUACCACGGCGACUCUUUAGGUUCUUGUUUCGAUUCCGGUUUGGGAUUCGAAGGCGGAGAAGACGAAUUCGGAUGUGGGUCCCAUCUCCCCGCAUUCUCCGGGGUCUUCACGUCCAAACAGGUCCGGGACAUGUUCCUGGAUUUAGAAGACGAUAGCUCCUCGGACCGGGACGGUUCAAGCACCAGGUACGAGGAAGAAGCCGACAGCGAAUACGGGUAUUCGGGUCGGAUCGGGUCGGGUUACAGCCCGUACCUGAACUCAGACCAUUCGGGUCAAUUCCUCUCCGCGAAAGAAUGCGAUUUCAGGUUGUCGAGGAGAAGAGAGCUGAGGCGCGUCGGGAGGAAGGACCCGGAGAUAAUCUGCUGCCAUCUGGACCACGUGGAUACCCUGGGCCUCAACAAAACAAGCCACAGAUUAAGGUGUCUUGCAAACUGGCUGGUCACUUCACUCCUGCAGCUUCAGUUCCCCAAUGGAGGGGCUCUGGUGCAAAUAUAUGGCCCCAAGAUGAAGUACGAAAGGGGCGGGUCGGUCGCGUUCAACGUCCGGGUGAAUCGGGACGGCGGCCUGAUUCACCCGGAGACCGUCCAGAAGCUGGCCGAGCGACACGGGAUAUCUCUCGGCGUUGGCAUCCUCAGCCACAUACAGCAGGCGGCCGGCGACGGGGAUCCGGCGGCCGGGAAUUUGGAGGGCGUGGAUUUCGCGCCGUAUAAGCUGAUGUCCAGCGGGUGCCACGACCGCAGGAACCGGCUCUUCCGGGUUGAGGUGGUCACGGCGACGCUCGGUUUCUUGACCAAUUUUGAGGAUGUGUAUAAGAUGUGGGCAUUUGUGGCCAGGUUUUUGAACCCCCUUUUUGUUGAUGGAGGAGAAGGCUUGGAUUAGUUUGCACUAACAAAUGUCAAUGGUUUUUGCAUAUGGUGGAGGCUACGCCCGGGGCGGCGUCGUCUACUUUUUGUUUAAA
Molecule: messenger RNA, 2425 nt
Organism: Cuscuta campestris
Lineage: Eukaryota; Viridiplantae; Streptophyta; Magnoliopsida; Solanales; Convolvulaceae
Source: the annotation of a GenBank genome assembly